Molecule: messenger RNA, 1408 nt
Organism: Aphanomyces invadans
Lineage: Eukaryota; Oomycota; Saprolegniomycetes; Saprolegniales; Verrucalvaceae
Exons: 2
Coding region: 20-754 (244 amino acids)
Source: RefSeq, a predicted model, not a curated record
GUGAUGGCGACGCUCCUGCAUGUGUCGCUCGAGAUCGAAGCGCGAUGGUGUAUCUUGCCUCUAUGGCUUCGCACGGCGCUGCUUCACCGGGCCGUGUACGACCCGUCGAUGCGUUCGCGGACUCGCGACUGCAUCCUCCUUGUGCACUACGCGCACCUCGUGGUGCACCGUCGGUUGUCCACCCAUCCAUGCGGUUGUCGGCACGCCCCGUCCCACCCCAAGUACUUUAGUGUUCUCCUGGAAUCGCGACAGACGACACCCCACGACCGACUCGACGUCGGCGCAUUGUGCUCCUCCAUGGGUGGCACAUGAGCCACAAGGAUUGGAAACAAACAGCGCUCAAGCUCCAUCGCGUUCAUGGCCACUCUGUCCUCCUCGUCGACUUUAUCGGCCACGGAUAUACGCCGUACCUUCCGUCGUACGACGAACACCUCCCUUCCGUCUUUGUCCACCAAGUCCGCGACGCGAUCGUCCGCGCCAACUGGCACGUCGAUCCCUCCAACAAACUCACGUUUGCCGGCAUCUCGAUGGGCGGUGCUGUGUCCCUGCGCUACGCUCAGCUGUUUCCAGCGCACGUGGACAGAGUCGUCCUGCUGUCGGCGGCUGGCAUGCCCGUCAACCGAUCGUACGCAAUCACACCCCACACCGGUCCGCUCACAUUUGGCCUUGUCCGCCAAGUGACCGCCCUCUGUCGGCGGUAUCCGUGGCUCCAGUACUGGAUCAAUGCGGUGCCGGUGCUGCACAAGGCAUUUAGCCACCUUCACUUAAUCCAGCACGCGCCAACACACCAAGUCGACGCCACAACGAUCGAUCGCAUCCUCGGUCGGUUCGUCACGGCCGCCGUCUGGGCCCAUGUCGACAUGCUCCUUCCGUUGCAGAUGGAACUGUUCCCAACGGACCACCCGCUGCACGUCCGCAUCGUGCCGUGGGUAAACCACGCCUUGUUUUGCCAAGUCAUCGACUUUCUCCAUCUAGACCAAGACAGCAACCUGUGGCCCACUGCACCUCCCGUGGCUACGUAAACGACCCAUCCAUGCUUCGAUCGCUCACGUCGCGCUGCUUGUGCCAAUGUUUUCCACGUUCUGCAUCACUCGUUCACAUGUAGACGGCGAAAUCCCUGGGACAUGCGUCGCGUUCGGAGUAGAGGUGCCGUGGUUGCCGAGAGGGGUCGGCUGCCACCACGACCGACGACAGCAUCGAGGCAAGAGCGCCAUGUCGCUGCUAGCUGUUGUCACCGUCCCCGAUGGGUUCUGCCGCGAAUGCAUGGACAUAGCGAGAUUAGAUGAGUGAGCCGUCAUGGCCAUCGACCGGGUCCAAGCACGCCAAAGCAGAGCGUCCGAUCACUUGGCCGCGAUGGAUUUGGCGACACGUCGUUGGCUCGCACGCAGCUUUAGCAUGGGAAAACCAC